Cooperia oncophora is the source of this 1365-nucleotide messenger RNA. Lineage: Eukaryota; Metazoa; Nematoda; Chromadorea; Rhabditida; Trichostrongylidae. The record is from the annotation of a GenBank genome assembly.
GCGAUUUCUGCUCUAUUAAAAUCGCAGUUCUUUUCUUCAUGCAACUCCAGUGUUUCAGGUAAAACCGUUCAAAAUGAAGACCAAGCAUCAGCAAGACUUUUGACUCUAGUCCAACAAGGGCAUGAUGCCGAAGAAGCAAAGGAACUCGAGCACUCUCAAAACCCGUCUACCGUCGUCAAGGCGGCCUCAAAUGACGAUGACGAGCUUGUGUCGCCGAAUGGUGAUAGUACGUCGUGCACAACCUCUGGAAUUCGAGCCGAAGCCGCAUUCUUUGCCAUUUUCGAUGGCCACGCUGGUUCAGGAGCUGCACUUGUUGCGAGUCGAUGUCUUCACGAACACAUAAAGUCUCGAUUAGGCGUAGUACUGGAGUCGAUCAUUCAACUGGAUAAAAACGAAACCCUUUUGUCCAGCAGAGCACGGUCAGACUCAUCCUACAGUAUCAGUAAGAUGGAUUCGGUGUCAAUUCGAUGUGAUGAGCUGGUUGUUGGUGCCCUAGAGGCGGCGUUUGUUGAUAUGGACUCACAAAUUGCUGAGGACAAGCAAACUUGGCGAAUCACAGGCGGUUGUGCGGCCAUUGCGGUUUUGGUAUUUCUUGGUAAAUUGUAUGUAGCAAAUGCGGGUGAUUGUCGUGCAGUACUGGUGACGGACGAAGGUUCACGAGCGCUCAGUUCUGAUUUUACGCCGGCAACCGAGCGAAAACGGCUGCAGACCCUCGCAUAUCAGAACCCCGAGCUCAUAGGGAAUUGCUUUUCCCGUCUCGAAUAUUCUAGAGCGUUAUCGAGGAAAGACCUGAAGACCAAAGUGCUGUUCAGGGACUGGUUUAUGGACGGUUGGGCAGCGAAAACGGUCAAGGAAAGCGAUUUGAAACCCCCGUUGAUAAGCGAUUGCACACGGAAGAGACGUCUCCUGAACACGAUUGGGGUGUCGCGAGGGUUUGGGGAUCACCAUCUGUUCACAGUCGAUGAUCAUCUACCGAUUAAACCAUUUCUUUCGUCAGUUCCAGAGGUGCGGGUGUUCGAUUUACGGAACCUUGACGUUUUGUCGGAUAAGGAUAUCCUCAUCAUAGCAUCAGAUGGCUUAUGGGAUGUGUUGAGUAACGAAGAUGCUGGUUUAAUCGUCCGCUCUUCCUUAUCGGCAACGGAACAAAGCGAGCAAUCACGAUACAGUAUGGCCGCUCAGGAGCUGGCAAUCGCUGCACGAGGUUAUCCAAGUGGAAGCAAUGGACAUCGAUGGACGAUGAACAGUGGAGGAAGUGCAUCUACUGAUGACAUUACUGUGUUCGUGAUUCCUUUGAAAUACUGCAUAGCCCCGCCUUCUGAAGAAGACGACGACGACGAAAUGAUAAGCCUUUGUGCAGAGGAUUAA